Rotaria sordida is the source of this 2205-nucleotide messenger RNA. NCBI's taxonomy places the organism in Eukaryota, Metazoa, Rotifera, Eurotatoria, Philodinida, Philodinidae. The record is from the annotation of a GenBank genome assembly.
AUGUAUAAAAAUCGGUUUUUUGCAGACGGAAAUUCUUCGUCAAGCGAAGAAAACAGUGAUGAUGAACAACAAAUAAAAAUUCCAAUAGCAGAAUCUUUGGUAAAAUCAUAUCUUAUUAACAAUGAUGAUAAUGAUGAUGCCGAAAAUGUUAAACGUAUUGUUCGAAGUGAAAAAGAUAAACGAUACGAAGAAAUAGAAGAAAAUAUUAAAAAAAUCGAACAAGUUAUACGUAUACGUGAUAUCAAACAAGUUUACGAAUGUUUUGAAAAUUUAAUCAAAGCAUAUGAUAAAGCUCGUCAAGUGAUAGAAAAAGAACAAAUUAUACCACGGUUUUAUAUAAAAAUCUUAGUACAACUUGAAGAUUUUGUUAAUGAAUGUUGGAAUAAUAAAGAUUGGUGUAAUGAAUUUAAUAAAAAGAAUUUGAAAAUACUUCGUCAAUAUAUACAAAUAGAAUCAUUUCAAAAUGAAAUAAAUUCAUAUCGUGACAAACCAGAUGAUGAUGUAAUUGAAAUCAAUGAAACUUCAUCAAGUGAUGAUUUUUCAAGCGAAAAUAAUGAUGCUUCAAUUGAUAAUGAAUUACCACUAAAUCAAUCUUACGUCAAUUUUUUUCUUCGAAAACCUGAUAGUCAAAAUACAACUAUUACUAAACGACGAGAAGAAGAUAUUCUAAAAUUUGAUAAUGAUAAAGAAAUUUUAAAAAAAUUAAAUGAAAUUCUUUCUACACGUGGUAAACAUUCUAUAAAUUAUCAUGAUCAAUUUGAAUAUUUAAAUAAUCUUCGACAAUAUGUUAAAAAACAAAAUUUAAGUGUUGAAAUUGAUAUUAAAAUUUUAUUAAUAGAUAUUACAAUUAGUUUUGAUUAUCAUCAAAAAGAAAAUCAAUAUUCAAAAUUUGAAACAUGGAAACGCAUCCUCGAUUGUAUCGAAGAAUUAAUAACACUAAUAUUCGAAAAUGAUCAUGUAGAUAUGAAUGAAUAUAUAAAGGAUGAUAUGAUAACUAUGAUUCUUAAGAUGAAUGAAGAAUUUACAAAAAUUUUACGAAAUAUUGAUUAUCAUAGUCAAAAUUAUAUCGAACAAUUGAAAGAUGAAUUUCGUAUUUGUUCAAUAAUUAAUCAAGUAAAAAAUUAUUUCGAAUUAAAAUUUCAUGAAAAUAAUAAAAUUAUUCAAUCAGAACAUUUAUGUACAAUUUAUCUCUGUCUCAUUGAACAUAUUUAUUAUAAAUAUGAUAAAACAUCUGAUCAAUCUUCUAUUAUAUUAAUAGAUCAUCUAUGUAAAUAUAUUUAUACAAAUAACACUUUCAAUCAUGUACGUACACAAGCAAAUCUCUAUCAUAUUUAUCAUUUAUCAUUACAUAAUUAUUAUCAUGAAGCACGUAAUUUAAUGUUAAUGAGUCAUAUACAAGAAACAAUUCAUUUAUCAAAUAUUUCAAUACAAAUUUUAUAUAAUCGAACAAUGGUUCAAUUAGGUUUAUGUGCAUUUCGUUUUGGUUCAAUACAUGAAACACAUCAAAUAUUAAUAAAUUUACAACCAGAAAAUCGUAUGAAAGAAUUAUUAGGACAAAAUAUUCAUAUAAAAGAACAACAAUAUUUAUUACCAUUUCAUAUGCAUAUUAAUUUACAAUUAAUUGAAUGUAUUUAUUUAAUAUCAGCUAUGCUUAUUGAAAUUCCAUCUAUACAUAAACAUUCAAUUAGUAAACAUUUUCAUAUUGUAAUGAGUCAAGGUGAAAAACAAUUCAUUUUUGAAUCAAUGGAAACAAUGCGUGAACAUAUUAUUGCAGCUAGUCAUGCAUUGAAAAUAGGUGAUUGGAAAACAUGUGUCAAGUAUUUAAUUAAUGAUAAAAUGAAUAAACAAAUAUGGAAUUUGAUGCCACAAGGAACCAUAAUGUUUGAAAUGCUUAUAAAUAAAAUAAAACAAGAAUCAUUACGUAUUUAUUUAUUUACUAAUUCUAUGAUCUUUGAUUCUAUUUCAAUAUCAAACAUAGCUGAUAUGUUUGAAUUAUCAAUAAGACAAGUUUAUGAAAUUAUUUGUAAGAUGAUUAUUAAUGAAGAAUUAAUGGCUUCAAUUGAAGAUUCAAAUCAAAUUGUUAUUCUAAAUCAAAAUAGAUUAUCACAAACACAAAUUCUUUCAAGUGAAUUGAUGGAAAAAAUCUUUCGAUUAUACGAACAAAAUCAAAAGUUGAAUCAUUUUUAUUCACGAUCAAAUCAAUAG